Molecule: messenger RNA, 2046 nt
Organism: Symbiodinium sp. CCMP2456
Lineage: Eukaryota; Dinophyceae; Suessiales; Symbiodiniaceae
Source: the annotation of a GenBank genome assembly
AUGUGCAAACGCAGGCACGGCCUGCUUGUUGCUAUCACCAUCGCGACUGUAUUUAUCACCCAUCACGGUCGUUCUUUCGGACAUACUGGUUUCAAGGGGAGCCGUCGUAGGCCAGACUGCCACGUCGAGUACUCGUAUUUCUCUACAGAAACGUAUGUGGAAAAAUGCUUGAAGUCAUGGUUUGGUCGAGACAAGGAGACAAAAGCUAACCGGUAUCAGCCGCCGCACUCCAGUGGUGGAACCGUUAUGCAGGCGAACAGCUUGCGCCUUUAUCCAGCAUCACUCGGCGAUCUGUUCCAGGGCAGGGAGCAAGAGUUAGCAAAGCUUCAUGAGUGGUUGAUGUCAGGAGGCCACCUAAUAGAAGUGAACGGGCAAGCUGGCAUUGGAAAGACGCAAUUAGUUAGCGAAGCCUUGCACAGGAUACCGGGCAACACUUCAAUUUGGUGGGUUGAUGCCCAAUCAAAGUCUUCAGUGGCAUCGGGAAUGAAAGACUUGGCUGUCAAGUUUGGCAUAGUGCCACCAAACAUGCCAAACAAGGAAGCACUCGACAAAGCAACGACAUGGCUCAGAGAACAUGCAAGAUGGAUUCUUGUGUUGGACAACUUCGAGGAGGAUGCAAUAUCCUGGAGCUGGAUCCAGGACCUUCACAAGAAUGGGUCAAUUGUUGUCACGACCAGAGCAGCGUUUGCAAUUCCUCCAUCGAGCAGGCCUCCGAACGAGCCCAUCGAACUCACUGGGUUGAACCGCUCAGACUCUGUUAAGCUUCUGAGGAAGCAGUCCCGGCUUCGCAUGUGUGACGAGAAUGCCUCAAGUCUUGCAAAAAAAUUGGGUGAUUCGCCUCUCAUGCUGGUUACAGCAGCAACUAUUUUGCGGCAGUCGAGGGGUAGCACAGGAUUCGCAGAUUUGGCAUCAAACCCAGAUCCAGUAUUGAGUGCUUCGCAGCUGCCCAGCCUGUGGCAAAAGUACAAAGAAAUUCUCAGCGAACGUGCCGUUAAGAUCAUGGAAUGCAUGUCUUUGCUUCAUCCUUCCGGUGUUUCACAACUGCUGUUGAAGCGGUUUGGGGGGCUGCCGCCGGAAUUAUGGAGCAGGUCAUUGAUCCGUGAUGUGGUCGGGAAUGGGAACGGACCUUUUCAGGUGCACCGCGAGCUUCAUCGGACUGUGUAUCAGGACAUGCAGCAGCACCCUGGAUCCCUGGAAGACAUUGUUUCUCGUCUCUUGCAUGUGCUGACUGAUGACUUGCCAUCCGGGUGGUUUGACCUUGACUACAACUUCUCAGAAGAGGUCGGCAAACACUUGGAGCACCUGCUCAGUAAAGUUCCUCGUAAUGUAUCAUGGACCCUCAAACGUGAAGUCUGCAGGGCGAAGAUCAUUUGGGCUCUGUAUCAGCUGUACUUUUUGGGAAGCAAUGCAGGCAAAGAUAUACUAAAAGCUGAGAGCAGUCAAUGGCCCUCAGACAGCUUUGAAAGAGCAGCAUGCUUAAAUGCACUUGCAAUGGUCUUGAAGAACGGACACGAAAGUACAGGAUUGGUGAACGAAACACUGCGCAUCCUGGAGGAGCGCAACGACGAAACUGAUUGGGACAGCCACGGCUUGCGUGUCAGGGCAGUGGGAUGGAGGUAUGUAUGGAAUAGGGGCACUCCAAUGUCCCGGGAGGAUGUAGACCUGUUGCGGAGAUCUGCGGAAGACCCGAGCCGCUCGAGCCGAUGCCGGUUUACAGAACAAGCAUGGUACUACCACUAUGCUAGUGACGGGGACGACGCCUGCGGCAAGUACAUUGAACAAGCCAUGACCAUCGUGAGCGCAGGAAACAAUACCACACUUGCCGUGUGGGGAAAGGCUUGUUUACUGAAUAUUAAGGCCGAGUCGGCCUUGAAAGCUGGGAAGCUGGAGGAGGGUCCUUGCAACUGCUGCAGGUCACCUUCGGCGACGAUUACUUUCGUUGCGCGUUCCCCAUGGAAAUAUUCUGUGACUGUGCAAUGCGACUGCUGCCUGCAAGGGCACGAUCGAGACCAGGGUUGCAAUCAAAACAUGCCGCCGAAUGUCUAG